AUGGGAUGUGUAACAAACAAAGAAUAGGACAUAAAGCAAUUUAAUAUCAAAUUACCAGACUCAUGUACUUUAGGGCAAUAUUUAAGAUAAUCAUACGACAAUAUAAACAGAAGCAGAUCUGUCUGAUUUUUAGGACUAAUUCUUAUAAAUUGGGAUGAAUGUAUGUGGUUUGGGCGAAUUUCUUCCCAAAGUUUAGGAAGUGUAUGAUUAACUCGGGGAAUUAUUCUAAAAUAUUUAAGGCCAGUAUUUGCUUAUGCCAGACCAAAGCAUAUAUUUUGGAUAAGUAAUCAAUGGCAAACGAUAAGGCGUUGGAAAAUAGCAUUGGCCAAAGGAAGGGAACUUGUUGGAAGGGUAUUGAUAUAAAUUUUCAAUCUUUAGGACUUGGGUUGAUAAUUAAUUGACUGGAAGAGCUCGAAUGAUAUAUCCAAAUGGAGAUUAGUAAAUAAUAAAUAUACAUAUAGUUUUGUUGGUAACUUUCUCAAUAAUAUUGCCAAUGGAUUGGGAAGAUUUGUAAAUUCUAAAAAAUAAGUGUGUGGAUUUUGGUUGAAUAAUAAAUUAACUGGAGAGGGAACUGAAAUUAGGAAAAAUGGAACCAUUUAUAAAGGAUAGUUUAAUGAAGGUAAAAUUUAAGGUUACGGGCAAUUUGAUUAUGCAAAUAAGUGCAUUUACAAAGGAAGUGUGUGCAAAGGUAAGAUGCAAGGAAAAGGGGAAUUAAUUUUUAAUGAUAAUACAAGAUACGUAGGGGAAUUCAGAGCCAAUUGCAUUUAAGGAAGAGGAAAUUAUGAAGCUGGGAUUUCAAUAACAGGAUGGGUAACCUAUUUCAACAUUCUUAUAGUUUCAUUCCAAAUUUGAAAAUUAAACCCUACAUAUUUACUUUUUUCGAUCUGAGACUCCUGUACUUAUUGAGAGCCAAUAUUGUACUCUAAUCGAAAAAUAGUUAGACCAAUUUUUUGAUUGA
This is a messenger RNA of Paramecium octaurelia, 958 nucleotides long. NCBI's taxonomy places the organism in Eukaryota, Ciliophora, Oligohymenophorea, Peniculida, Parameciidae. The record is from the annotation of a GenBank genome assembly.